Penicillium brevicompactum is the source of this 2094-nucleotide messenger RNA. RefSeq lists its product as uncharacterized. NCBI's taxonomy places the organism in Eukaryota, Fungi, Ascomycota, Eurotiomycetes, Eurotiales, Aspergillaceae. Bases 1 to 2094 code for a protein of 697 amino acids. The record is from RefSeq and is a predicted model, not a curated record. Gene Ontology annotation, cellular component: cytoplasmic dynein complex. Gene Ontology annotation, biological process: transport along microtubule. Gene Ontology annotation, molecular function: dynein heavy chain binding; dynein light chain binding. The transcript has 3 exons.
AUGUCGAUGCAGCAGCGAAAGGAUGAGAUCCUAGCCAAGCGGGCAAAACUUGCCGAGCUGAAAAAGCAACGCGAGCUACGUCAGAAGGAAUUUACCAAUAGGACUAGUGUCGGGGAUGCUUCAGAGAUCAUUUCGCCAGCGCCUAGUCACCCAGGUAACAGGCACGAGCUCGAUGACCUUAUUGCUCGUCUGGUCGAUCGCCCAGCGUCGGCCUCUCUCAGCCAAGGUGCAGAUGGCCAGUCGCGGCGAGGAAGCCGGCCAACCUCCGUCUUGAGCGCCAGCCAAUUGAGCGGGGAGAAUGCCGACGCAUAUACCUCCCCUUCGCGACCCCAAUCCCAGUCCAUUGCCGUCCAAACUAUGGGCGAGGAGCCCUACAUUUCCUCCGCAACAGAAGCCCCGCCUCCCCCUGAACUUGAACCCGACUCCAAACCUAAACCCGAGGUCGUCACCUACAGCAAGGCAGUACAAACAGAUGGUCUGGACUUCCAACCUGAAACCCCUGAGGGUUCUGUCGCCUCGGACAAUGAAGAUGCCCCUGGUACCACGCGAUCCGGCAAGCGUUCCAGUCGCCGGGAUAAAGAACGAGACGAGGAAAUCUUACAAAAGCUUCGCAAGGAGAUUGAAGAAGAGCUACGUGCUGCCAAUCAAGAGGAGGGUAACGAUAACUCAGCUGCGCAAGCACAGUUGCGGUAUCCUCUGCGCACACUUGAUGACGACGAGCUGAAGGCAGUCACAUCGUCCGACGAUUUCCUGGACUUCGUAGAACGGUCCUCAAAGGUCAUUGAGAGGGCGUUGGAUGAGGACUAUGACGUGUUGGCAGACUAUGAGCUUGGAGGCAUUGACGGGAAUCUGCAAGAAGAUGAGGAGAGUGGCAAGAAAAAGAGAGGAAUGCAAGAAGUGUCUCAUUUCUGGGACGAGCGAUGGAGCAAGAAUCGCAUAAUCAGUGAUCUGAGCUUCUCCCCAAAGUUCCCUGAACUGUUGCUGGCAUCAUACACCAAAAAUACCUCAGCUCCUCAUGAGCCAGAUGGCCUGGUUCAGAUAUGGAAUCAACACUUGCAAUCCCGCCCAGAAUAUGUGUUCCACUCUACUUCCGACAUCCUGACAGCAAAGUUCUCUCCUUAUCAUCCAAACCUUGUCGUUGGGGGUUCAUAUUCAGGACAAGUGCUUGUGUGGGACACACGAUCCUCACGUGCUGGCGGAGGCUCCCCUGUGCAGAAGACCCCUCUGACUGGCACUGGACAUGCCCAUCCUGUUUAUAGCAUCUCGAUUGUUGGUACGCAGAAUGCGCACAACAUAAUGACUGCCUCCACGGAUGGUGUAGUCUGCGGCUGGACAAUGGACAUGCUCUCUCACCCACAAGAUCGUGUGGAACUGAGUACACCACCCCCAUCCAAGACGGAAGACCUUGCUCCAACCACAAUGUCAUUCCCUCACACCGACCCUACUUUCUUCAUCGUUGGUACCGAAGAAGGAGUCAUCUACCCCUGUCAUCGGUACGAUCGAGCCGGAGCCAAGGGUGGCACAGACCACCGCCUAGCCUACAAGGGCCACACAGCACCAAUCAUGUCUACUGCGUUCCACCCUGGUCGCGGACCCGUCGACCUAGGAGACCUAAUGCUAAGUUCCAGUCUAGACUGGAGCGUUAAGCUCUGGCGCGUGCGGCCACCAGCGACCACCGCGUCUGCCACGUCCACCUCAGCCCCACAAGUCGUCUCACCAAUACUCGAUAUCACCCGUGAUGACGUUGUUUAUGAUGCUCGCUGGCACCCUACUAAGCCAGGUGUGUUCUCACUCGUCGACGGUGCUGGCAACGUCGAAGUCUGGGAUCUUGCAUCGGAUACCGAGGUUCCAGUUGCACGUGAAGUCGCCGACAACAAGCAUGGAAAUAUCAUUUCACGUAGCCUUAACAAGGUUGCAUGGGAUGAGCGCGAAGGCCGACGCCUGGCGACGGGUGGUCUCAACGGUGUCGUUACGGUAUACGAGGUCGGCAAGGGUCUCUGUGGUUUACCGGAAGAUGUCCCCGCCGAUGAGUGGACCGGCAUGAAGAGACUUGUUGGGAAGCUGGAGCAAAAGGACAAGGAUCGGGUGGCUUAA